AUGGCCAGCAAGGAAGGAACUGCAAGACAGGCCUUUGGUCCUGUCCUCGCGGCAGUCGCUACGAUGCAAGGGAAUGUAUCCCGGAGCGAGAAGACACACGCCCAUGAGUUUCUAGAGAAGUUUCAGAAGUCCAUUGAGGCUUGGACGAUUACCCACGAGCUGUUACAGUCGCCCGAUGUUCCUGUCGAAGCGAAACUGUUCGCAGCGACCACAUUGAAAGGAAAGAUCAUAUUCGACUUAGAUCAACUACCCGCGGAAUCCAUAGUCGCCUUGAGGGACUCCGUGCUCGCAUUACUCGUGGCUUAUGCACCGGGCCCGCGACCGAUCCAAACCCAACUAUGUGUGUGUUUGGCGAGUCUCGCCAUUCAGAUGGUUGGGUGGAAGGACGUUCUUGCUACUGUCGGAUCAGCUCUGGGAAGUAGCGCCGGCGACUGCGUCUUGGAGUUUCUCAAGAUCUUACCCGAGGAGGUGACAGAAGGUCGCAAAAUAAAUCUGAGUGAAGAGGAUCUUUUGACACGGACAAAGGAGCUACUGGAAGACAACGCCGAGCAGGUGAUGCACCUUCUGAUUCAAUAUGCUCAGUCAUCUCCGGACGCAUCAACCAAUCCCCGACUUUUGGACUGUAUAACCUCGUGGAUGCGCGAAAUUCCGGCCUCAAAAAUCGUCGAAUCCCCGUUGAUGGAUAUUGUACUGAAAGCCUUGGACAACGAUGUCUCCUUUGAAGCGGCCGUGGACAGCAUGUGCACACUUUACAGAGACACAAGGGAGGUCGACGAAUCAUUGCCCAUCAUUCAGGCCCUUUACCCACGGUUGAUGUCAUUGCGCCCCAAAAUCGCUGAGUCUGCUGAGUCUGAAGACUCGGACGCGUUCAAGGGCAUCACCAGGCUUUUCGCGGAGGCCGGUGAGGCGUGGGUAGUUUUGAUUGCCCGGCUCCCAUCCGAAUUCCGAGGUCUUGUGGAAGCGGUUCUCGAAUGUUGUGCGCGCGAUUGGGAUCAUGACGCUGUCUCUCUCACUUUCGUGUUUUGGUACGAACUGAAGCAGUACAUCACACUUGAGCGGUACGCUGAAGCGCGCAUCGCAUUCACCGACAUCUUCUCGAAGCUGGUGGACAUUAUGGUCAAGCACCUCGAGUAUCCCCGGCCGGAAGAUGGCGAGAAUGACCUGUUCGGUGGUGAUCGUGAGCAGGAAGAGAAAUUCCGUCACUAUCGUCACUCCAUGGGCGACGUGCUCAAGGACUGCUGCUCCGUCAUUGGCGUGACCGAAUGCUUAGCAAAGACCAAUGCGUUGAUUCAACAGUGGGUCUCGAAGUAUGCAUCGCAAGCCAGUGACCAGCAUGUUCCUCACUGGCAGGAACUCGAGGCACCUCUUUUCAGUUUGAGAGCUAUGGGUCGCAUGGUCGACCCUGAGGAGAGCACUGUGCUUUCGCAAAUCAUUCCGUUGAUAGUACAAAUUCCCAACCAGGAGAAGGUGCGGUUCCAGGCCAUCAUGGCGCUUGCGCGCUAUACUGAGUGGACUGCUCAACAUCCCGAGACUCUCGAAGCCCAGCUCAAUUACGUUAUCUCGGGCUUUCAACACAGCUCCGCCGAGGUUGUGCAGGCCGCAGCAUUGGCAUUCAAGUUUUUGGGAACCGACUGUCAGAAGCUCCUCGGAGGCCACAUUGCCCAGCUUCACUCCUUUUACGAAUCGGUUAUCGAUAAGUUGAAGCCAGCGAGCCAAGAGGAAGUCACUGAGGGUGUUGCGGCCGUCGUUGCGGUUCAGCCUUUGGAUAAGAUCUACGAGACAAUGAAGUUGUUUUGUGAUCCCAUCAUGGCUCGAAUCAUGAACUUGGCCAACAAUGCCAGUGACGAGCAAGGACAGCGCGCUGUUGCUGAUCACCUCCAAUUAAUCACAAUCUUCGUGCAGGUCGUCAACCCUUAUGUGGGGCCAAACGUAGAUAAUCCAGCCGUCAAGUAUUGUGGAGAGAUCUUACCGAUCAUGACGACGAUUGUGAUGAAUUUUACCUCGUCAACUCCCAUUCUGGAACGUGUUUGUCGUUGCUGGCGGUAUAUGAUCAUCUCCUACAGGACGGCCAUGAUUCCACUGCUACCCACACUGGCUCAAAGCAUCGCCAAUGGAUUUGAGGCUUCACGGGAAGGAUGUUUCCUGUGGGCUACUGACGCUGUUGUGCGCGAAUUUGCCGAGGGUUCCGAAUAUGUGGAUCGCUCAACGAGCAAUGCUGUCUUCCAGUUCUAUGAGCAACAGGCGAUUGCAUUCCUGAGGAUCCUGAAUGAUCUGCCGCCCGAAAACCUGCCUGAUGUGAUCGAGGACUUCUACCGUCUUUCUUCGGACGCUGUUCGUUACUACCCGAAAGAAUGCAUCACCUCGGCCCUUGCCGUCCCUAUCUUCUCUGCCGCCCUUAGUGCCCUUACUCUUCAACAGAUUGACCCUCUCAUUGCGACGCUUCAUUAUUAUCAUGACCUGUUCAGCUUUGCAUUUGACAAGCCGACAGUGUCGAAGUUCACCAGUUCAGAGGGCGAUUUAUACUCGAAUCCUCCGGAGAUCAGGGACGCUGUCAAGCAGCUGAUCAUUUCUCAGGGCCAGGUCCUUACUCAGCGGAUCCUGACAGGCAUGAUGUUUACCUUCCCGGGUGAUUGUUUCCCGGAUGCCUCUGGUCUCCUGAUGACCCUCUUUGAUCUAAUGCCCCAGGAAGCCGGGGCAUGGGUUCAGUCCACUCUGCAGAUGCUUCCCGCCGGCAGCAUGAAGCCAGGCGAGGCGGAGCGGUUGCUGAAGGGCAUUGCCGACAAAGUGCAAACGGGUGAAAUCCGGAAGAUCAGAGCUCUGCUACAGGAUUUCACCAACUCCUACCGGCGACGAAACGUGGCACCUCGGGAGGGCUUGGGUCGUCUGGAAGCUACUCGAUUCCGCUUCAGCGGAUAG
Messenger RNA from Aspergillus clavatus NRRL 1, 2916 nucleotides. Its product is annotated as nuclear import receptor MTR10. NCBI's taxonomy places the organism in Eukaryota, Fungi, Ascomycota, Eurotiomycetes, Eurotiales, Aspergillaceae. Gene Ontology annotation, biological process: protein import into nucleus. The transcript has 8 exons. Gene Ontology annotation, molecular function: small GTPase binding. Bases 1 to 2916 code for a protein of 971 amino acids. The record is from RefSeq and is a predicted model, not a curated record. Gene Ontology annotation, cellular component: cytoplasm; nuclear membrane.